Panicum hallii is the source of this 1133-nucleotide messenger RNA. RefSeq names its product protein PYRICULARIA ORYZAE RESISTANCE 21-like. NCBI's taxonomy places the organism in Eukaryota, Viridiplantae, Streptophyta, Magnoliopsida, Poales, Poaceae. Gene Ontology annotation, biological process: regulation of defense response to fungus. The record is from RefSeq and is a predicted model, not a curated record. The coding region runs from base 156 to 854 and encodes 232 amino acids. The transcript has 3 exons.
CCAGACUCGAUGCCAGCAUUAUUGCCUUUUGGCAGGCUUCAGCUUAUCCUGGCAGGCAUAAGAAUACACGAGGCUCACAUUUGCUCCGUUCUAUUCUUCCUCUCCUUCCCCUGCAAACUCCUCUCUUGCGCGUUAGCAACAUUGAGGAUUGAAAGAUGGCAAUCUUAGUUAUCUCGGUGGACCUCCAAUGCUGCCGCUGCAGAGCCAAGAUCACCAGGAUCCUGGACUGCCUCAAAGAGGAGUUCUGCAUCGAGAAGGUGGAGUUCGAGGACAAGCUCAACAAGGUGAUUGUGCGCGGGAAGUUCAGCGGCGAGAAGCUCUCCAAGAAGAUCUACUGCAAGGCCGGCAGGAUUGUCAAGGAGAUCGCCAUCGUCGAGGUCUGGCCGCCGCCCAAGCCAGAAGAACCUAAGCCUAAGCCGCCGCCGCCCAAGCCGGAAGACCCUAAGCCUAAGCCGCCGCCGCCCAAACCAGAGGUCAAGGUGGUGCCAUACCCGUACCCGGUGCCGUACCCUGUGUCGUCCCAGAGCUGGCCGUGGUGCCCGUGCCCGCCGCAGCAGGCGUGCCAAUGCUCCAAGCCCAAGCCGCAGCCGCAGCCGCUGCCGUGGCCUCCUCGGCCGCCGCCGUGCUCGUGCUCGACGGACGACGACAAGCACCACGGAUGCAGCUGCGGCGGCGAUAGGCCCACCCCGCCUACAAGGCCGUGCCAGUGCGGCGGGACGCCGCCAUGGCCGCCGUGCAGCUGCGGUCCCAAACCGCCGAUGUGCUGGCCGCCACCGCCGCCGCCAGCGGUUGCCUGCCCGCCGUGGUGGUGCGACAUGGUCACCGAGGACAACCCGGGGUGCUCCAUCAUGUGACAAAAUGGUUCCUAGCUUACUGCAGGCUGUUACUGUGCCUGCUGCGAUCAGCACUUCCCUCGGAAAUCGCAAUAAUCCGACACUAGUCGGCGCCAUUCGUGUUCGUUGUGAAACUUUUGGACCUUGGUCCUCGCUUUGUGUCAUACUGUCAUUUGGGUUGUUGUGCAGUGUGUAUGUGUGUCGUGUCUUGAACUUCGUCUUCAUUUUUUUUCUUCAAAAAAUUGUAACACUGAUGUAUUCAUUUGAUGUUAUAUGUUCGUCACUGUAUGAGUUCCAUUA